Molecule: messenger RNA, 1525 nt
Organism: Cimex lectularius (bed bug)
Lineage: Eukaryota; Metazoa; Arthropoda; Insecta; Hemiptera; Cimicidae
Exons: 6
Coding region: 485-1255 (256 amino acids)
Source: RefSeq, a predicted model, not a curated record
CUUGAUAGCAGGAAAGUAUCAUAAAACUAGCAUAUAGGUCUAGUAUUGAAUUAAGCUAAGUAAGGUAACUGGAAUUUCCCCUAUCCUAGAUGUUUGUUCUUUGUUCUUUUGAUCUACUAUUGCAGUUUUAUUUAAGAAUAUAUUUACAUUUUGUCUCACUUUUCCCUUUAACAUUAGGGUAAAUCAAUUAGAAAUCGGGAAGGGAAAGUUCUGAAUUUGGAUUGAGGUUGGCUUUUGAUUUUUUUUAAUAAUUGACAUUUCAGUGCAUGUACCGGUGCAAAGUGAGAACUAGUGGCAGUGAACGACAGGGGCCGAGGGGGCGAGUCGAUAUAACGAUUGGCAGAGACUGCUAGCCACGGUGAGCAAACAGUUCCCCAGGGAUGUCCGACUGCUAGUUUUCCUCCGUCGAGAAAGACGGAAAUGUCGACAAUGAAUUCGUCGAAUUGCUGGGAUGAGUGAUGGCGUCUUCCAAAUCGUGACAUAAAUGAGAUUGGACCCGACUGUGAAGACUCAUCCGGGAAGGCCGAGCGUACAACAAUGCUGGGGUACUGAGGACGGAAGAUGCCCGAAGGCUACGGCACGUAGGAAGCAAGACGCAUCGGUGAUCGUCGCCGGGGUCGCUGUUGCUUCCAGCUGCCAGAUCGUUCUCCCCAUCUUCGGUGCACUCUUCUUCAUAGUCGGCACCGUACUUACAAUUGCUUCAUAUCGUGGGCCUGAAAAUGAUGAGGACCCAGAACAGUAUGCUGACAGGGUCAACCUUACUAGCAACUUGCGGGUCUUAGGACCCUGUUGUCUGGCCAUAGGGUUGGCCAUGCUAUUAGCUGGGCUCGGGCUCUUUCUUCUUGCAAGGAGGAACAAGAACAAAAGCCUCACAUUCCAUUGUCCACUACAUGGUGAUUUCUACCCCAUAUCGUCUAGUCAUGCACAUAUCCUAUCGCUGAGCAAAAGGAGCUCCCUGGUUUGUGGGCAGCAGUUGGAGAAUGGAGAUAAUUUUCCUACUCCGCAAUGUCCACACAGUAACAGGAGCUCUCUCAGUUAUGGCCCACCCCCUCAGUCUUCACCAUUGCCACCUGUAACUACCCACAACACGAGUGGGUUUCUCACUCCAACCAACCUGACAAUGGGAGAAAAUUCAGGAUCUACCCAGUCGCUAGCGAUAAGUUAUGAUGUAGCUAGCUUUCCUCAUUCCAGGAGCUCUUCACCAACAGCCCACAUUGAACAGGAUAAGCGUAAUGAAACAAAUGAUGAACAGUAAUCUUAAACUUAGUGCUCAAAAUGUUUUUCUAAAACUUGGUUGAAUGGUUUUGAAUUUUUCACAGAAUAUUUCAUUAUUGUAACAUAGUCAUUAUCCAUGUUAAAGUUUUUUAAAACUGUACUAUUAAACAUGAAGUUUUGUGAUCUCAAUUAACAAAACUUUUUCAUGUAAAUCACCAGAUCACAAUUUAAAGAGUAGAUUUUGUUUUUAACUAUUUGUUAGAAAUAGAAAUUAUGAAUGAUGGAGUGAGUGCGGUGAUCAGUCCUUUUU